CGGAGGAAGCACCCGUCCCGCCCCGUGCUCUGCCUGCCGGGGCCGCCCGGCCCCGCCGCACUCGCCGCGGAGACCGAGGGGAGCGGAGCCGCAGCCCCCAGCGCCAUUGCCGCCCUCAGCCCGCCAUGGCAGGAGCCGUUGAUGGGAAGGACACACUGAUGUCCCAGCUGGAUUACUGAGCUCCUCAGUGACUCCUGGAGCUGCUGCUGCUGGAAUAAAGAGCUGUCCUUGCUUCUUGGCCUGUCCCAGAGGCACCUCCUGGGUGCUGCAUGCAGGUCCUGGACGUGCUGGACACCAUGGGGAUUGGCAAGAACACCACGUCCAAGUCGGUGGAGGCAGGAGGAGGCUCCACGGAGGGCAAAUACGAGGAUGAGUCCAAGCACCCCACCUUCUUCACCCUGCCUGUUGUGAUCAACGGCGGGGCCACGUCCAGCGGUGACCAGGACACGGAGGACACGGAGCUGAUGGCCAUCUACACCACCGAGAAUGGCAUAGCAGAGAAGAGCUCCCUGGCAGAGACCCUGGACAGCACUGGCAGCUUGGAUGCCCAGAGGACUGACAUGAUUUACACCAUUGAAGAUGUUCCUCCCUGGUACCUCUGCAUCUUCCUGGGCUUGCAGCACUACCUGACGUGUUUCAGCGGGACCAUCGCCGUGCCCUUCCUGCUGGCCGAUGCCAUGUGCGUGGGCUUCGACCAGUGGGCCACCAGCCAGCUCAUCGGGACCAUCUUCUUCUGCGUGGGCAUCACCACCCUGCUGCAGACCACCUUCGGCUGCAGGUUACCCCUGUUCCAAGCCAGCGCUUUUGCAUUCUUAGCACCUGCCAGAGCAAUCCUCUCUCUGGAGAAGUGGAAGUGCAAUAACACAGAUGUAACAGUUGCAAACGGAACAGCAGAGCUGCUGCACACGGAGCACAUCUGGUACCCCCGCAUACGAGAGAUCCAAGGUGCCAUCAUCAUGUCCUCGCUGAUCGAGGUGGUGAUCGGGCUGCUGGGGCUGCCCGGGGCCCUGCUGCGCUACAUCGGGCCCCUGACCAUCACCCCCACCGUGGCCCUCAUCGGCCUCUCGGGCUUCCAGGCUGCUGGGGAGAGAGCUGGCAAGCACUGGGGCAUCGCCAUGCUGACUAUUUUCCUAGUAUUGUUGUUCUCCCAGUAUGCCAGAAAUGUCAAAUUUCCCUUGCCCAUUUAUAAAUCCAAGAAAGGAUGGACAGCAUACAGGCUGCAGCUUUUCAAGAUGUUCCCUAUCAUCCUGGCCAUCCUGGUGUCCUGGCUGCUGUGCUUCAUCUUCACGGUGACAGACGUGUUCCCCCCGGACAGCUCCAAGUACGGCUUCUACGCGCGCACGGACGCGCGCCGCGGCGUGCUGCUGGUGGCCCCCUGGUUCAAGGUGCCCUACCCCUUCCAGUGGGGGCUGCCCACGGUGUCGGCGGCGGGCGUGAUCGGCAUGCUGAGCGCCGUGGUGGCCAGCAUCAUCGAGUCCAUCGGCGACUACUACGCCUGUGCCAGGCUCUCCUGUGCUCCUCCUCCUCCCAUCCACGCCAUCAACAGGGGGAUUUUCAUCGAGGGCCUCUCCUGUGUUCUGGAUGGAGUGUUUGGGACAGGGAAUGGAUCCACCUCCUCCAGCCCCAACAUUGGGGUCCUGGGCAUCACAAAGGUUGGCAGCCGCAGGGUGAUCCAGUAUGGAGCUGCCUUCAUGCUGCUGCUGGGCAUGGUGGGCAAGUUCAGCGCGCUCUUCGCCUCGCUGCCCGACCCCGUGCUGGGGGCUCUCUUCUGCACCCUCUUUGGGAUGAUCACGGCCGUGGGUCUGUCCAACCUGCAGUUCAUCGAUCUCAAUUCCUCUCGGAAUCUCUUCGUGCUGGGAUUUUCCAUCUUCUUUGGGCUCGUCCUGCCCAGCUAUCUCAAACAGAACCCCCUGGUCACAGGAAUUGCAGGCAUUGAUCAGGUGCUGAAUGUCCUGCUCACCACGGCCAUGUUCGUUGGGGGCUGCGUGGCCUUUGUCCUGGACAACACCAUCCCAGGAAGCCCCGAAGAAAGGGGAAUUCGGAAGUGGAAGAAAGGGGUUGCCAAAGGAAGCAAAUCCCUGGAUGGCAUGGAGACCUACGAUCUGCCUUUUGGCAUGAACUUCAUUAAAAAGUACAGGUGUUUCAGCUUCCUGCCCAUCAGCCCCACCUUCGUGGGGUACACGUGGAAAGGCUUCAGGAAAAGCAGCAGCUGCAGGAGUUCAGACGAAGACUCAGAAGCUACAGUAUAGCCUUAGCUGAAAUUCUAUUCUCUAGUUGUAGUCAAAGAUGUAUUUGCAGUUUCUUGCUGAUUAAGAAGCAUUAAAAUAUAUGUUUUGUAUAUCUGCAUUUAAAUUCUGGAACCAGAGCUGAGACGGAUUUAAAAAAAAAAAAAAGAAAAAAAAAUUAAAAAAAAAAAAGCUUUUCCUGCUGUGGGUGGUGGGAGCCAGGUCUAGUGUCUCUGGGGCAAAUCCUGCUGAUUUUGGGAAGUUGGAGAGAGCUGUGCACCUGAUUCUGUUGGGGUUUAAUGGGUUUAGGUGGAGGUGGGGAGGUGCUGCUGCAGAUUUUUCAUUUUUGUGGUGAUUUUAUUGGAGCCCUCAGCGUUGGUUACGCCAGGAAAGCUGAACCUUGGAGAAGGAGGAGGGGAAAAAAGAGAGAGAAAAGGAGAAUUAUUCCUUCUGACCAUGUCAGAUCCAUGGAUGCUGCUGUGCUGCUCAGUGAUUUGCACAUUCCAUGUUCUCAGAGCCCUGGAGACGGGCUCAGCUGAUGCUGCCAACCCAGGAGAGCUCCACUCUGAGCAGCCCCUGGUUUCAGUGACACAUCAGUGCUCAGCCAGGAAGUUUCUGGAAUAACUCUGCCUCUGGAAGCCUUGGCUGGCUGCAGCAGCCCCUUCUUCUCCUGGCAGCAUUUCUCAUUCUGCUUCUCCCCACCAGGAUUUCCUCUCGCCCAAACCUGGGCAGUGCCAGGGAUGGCAAACCUGAGCUCAGCCAGGACCUGCAGGCAGCCUUUGGGUUCAGUGCCUCUCCAGCAGGACGCUUCCUGCCCAGAAAUACUAAUUAGCUGAGCAGCUCCAAGCAAUUAACAGUUGUUCCCUGCAGGGACAGCCACGCUUGGGUCUCAGCAGGAUAUUUUUAUUUUUUUUUUUGCUGAUGGCUCUUCUCCUCUUGUGGGGCUUCUCCAGAGGCUGGGAGGGGGUUUGGGCCAGCAGAGACACUGCACCUGCAGCCUCACCCAGCCAUGGGUUCACGGGUAUCGGGUCCAAUCAGGGCACCACUCAAAUCUCCUUUUUUGUGUUCCUGGAAUAGUCUCAGCUCUGCUGUUACGUGGGUGUUCACGCUCAUCAUGCAUUCAUGAUUAACAGUUUUAUUCCUGUUUAAUGUUCUUACUAUUGCAAGUUAGUUUUAGACUUCAGUGUGGCCCCAAAAAGCAUUUUCAGCUGUGGAGAUCAUCAGGGAAAUGUUGUGUAAUGUAACUUCAAGGCCAGUAAUGCUCUCGGUGCUUGCGUUUUGUAUUCCUGGAAAACCAUACCAGUAGAUCCUGUGACCCCCUGAUCUAUUUAUCCAAGUGUGACUACUGGACAGGAGCACAGGAGCUCUUGUUUUCUCUGAGUCUGCUCCCAGGGGAAUUUGUUCUGGGUUCUUGAAGCAUGGACGGGUUGGGGUGGGGAGGGCAAGGACGGAGCUUGGCGGGUCAGUGCUGAGUAGUGUAGAGUGGGAACGGCCCCGUGCAGGUCGUUCCCAGCAUGCCAUGGCUGUUUCCAGAAACUGUUGUACCCCGCUUUUCCCGUGCCCAAGCAUGCCUUUGUUCCUGCUUCCUUCGGGGAACUUUCAGUAGUUUGCAGUCUUGGGGUCGGCCGGCCUCGGAGCUGCUCGGAGGAGUCGUUGUGUCGUAACGAGGUUGGUUUGCCUGUGAAACAAAAAGUCUUUUUUUUGCUCAUUUUUCAGUGUUUCCUCCCCCGGGGGAGCGAGGUGUUGGGUUCCCCUGCCUGCCUGCACACGGUUGGGUGUGGGAUCUCUGCUUCCACGUUCCCCAGCUGUCUGUGCCAGGCGUGGAGGGGUUAACAACGCCCCAAAAGCACCUCGGGGGCUCUGCAGCCCGAGGGCUUCUGCUGGUGGCAAUGCCACAGCUGGUUAUCCUGUAAAAGCGGAGAAAGGGAGGAAAAGCUUUUCAUUUCCAGCUGCAGAGGGAGGAGGGGAUGAGCAGAGUUUGUCUCACCCUGCUGGGGGAUCGGGCUGAGCUCCCACCGGGCAUUCCCAAGGCACUCCAAGCCCCAGGGCAGCAAAUCCUGCAUCAACUCUCUCUCCUCCCUGGAGUAAACUCCCCCACAGCACUCUCCAGGCAGAUGCAGCCCAGUUUUCUGUUGGAUUUAAUUCUUUUUGUGGUUUGUGCCCAUUUUUUGGGUCACUUUGGGGCAGGGGGACAAGCCCCCUUCUCCCAGGGUGAGUGCUCCAAGCUGAGCCCUGGGCGUGCAGGAGGAGCUGGGGUUGGGGAGUUGGAGGUGAAUUUUGGGAAGAGGAGCUGCCCUGUGCCCUCCUGGAGCCCCCCAGGGGAAGGAGAGCAGGGCUUUUCUUUUUGGGGGGGAGAAAAAUCCCUGAGUUCACCCCGGGUUUGUGCAGGGGACACUCUGGACCUUCAGUCCUUCCUUUCUCCUGUCACUUGGCCAAGUGGCUGCUGUGAAAUUCCAGAUUCCAGGGGUUGGGUUCCCCUGCCAGGGGUGGAGAGGAUGAGGUGCAGCUUUGGGGAGCACCAAAAUCCCAAAUUUCCAGGGAUUUGGGUGCCCCUGCCAGGGGUGGAGAGGAUGAGGCUGCAGGUUGGGGGAGAAUGAAACACAAAUUGUGAGAAUUAAACACAAAUUAUGAGAAUUAAACCAAGAUUGUGAGAAUUAAACCCAAAUUGUGAGAAUUAAACCCAGAUUGUGUGUGCUGGGGACGUCCAGGUGCAAACCUGCCAGUGCCAUGCUGGAUUUUCCUCCCUGUCCUCCCCUGCCUUUCCAAGCACCCAGGGAAGUUGGCAGCUGAGAGGUGAGUGAAGAGGUGAUGAGAAAUUCCAACCAGAUUUGGAGAGGGAAGGGCAAAUAUUCAUGGUAGAAAUCUCAUUUUGUCAUAUCAGAGGUGGCAUCAGUGUGUACAAACAAAAGUAACUUGGGAUUUUUGUAAUUGAUCUUCUCUUGUAUUUUUUUUAGGUUCGACUAAGGGUUCUUGCUGACAUGUUGAAACACGUUUUCUAAAGCAAAUACUUGCAAAUGAUGCCUAUAGAAAUUUAGGUUUCGUAGCUGCCAGCUAUGAGUGAUUAAUGUUGUCAUAUUGGAGGGACUUAGCUCAGAAAGCUCGACCUUUUCAACCCCAAAUUUGCUUUUAUUGCCUUUUAAUACUGACUUGAAAUAUGACAACUUGGUUUGUACAUGAAUAUUGCAGUAUUUUAUUUCCAUAUAUUAAGAAAAUAACAUUUCCGCUCAGGAGGAGCCUUUUCCUGGGAGGGAGUGGUAUGAGUGUCAUGACAAUGUCAUGUGAUGGUAGAAUUUCUUCAUUGACGAAUCUAUAGUGGUUGUGUAUACUUUAUUUACCCAUCCUUGUGUUCCUACCCAAAACUGGAGGCUUUUGUUGUUCCCUCCCCGCUGAGCCCUCCAGGCUCCCGGGGCGGGGGGGCAGAAUUGGAGAAAAGCCCUCAGCGAGUCAUUCACACCCAAAAAAAGUGCAAAGCCUGGGAUUUCGGGUGCGAGCAGCACCGGCAGGGCUGGCUGUGCUGCUGUGGCUGACCCUGCACGAGCUGACACCAGCACCGCCCUCACCUCCGCCUCUCCGUGGCCUUCUCCAGCCAAAAUCAGCUUUUGCUCCCCUUUCCUCCCCUUUUCUCCCCUUUUCUCCCCUUUUUCCAAGCGGGGCCGGGGGGGGCACUCAUUUCUCGCAGCAGAGCCCCAGGGCUGGGUGCAGUUUGUGUUCUGGGGGUCCCAGGCUGGGCUCGGAGCCCCCCGGGUGUUUCUGUGCCCUGGGCACUCCCCUGUGCCAGCCCAGCAAUUCCUGUGUUUGUCUGUUCAGAACAACCUCUGGUGUAACAAACUAUUGACUGUUCUUGGGCGGUGGGGAUAAAUUUCCUUUUUUUUCCAUGACUUUUCGUGACUGACUUUGGCUGUAAAACUUUUUUUGUUCAACAGCAAAAGUUUAUUUUGGGUUUUUUUUUUUUUUUCGUGUUUUUUUGGUUUGUUUUUUUUUUUUGGUUCUUCUUCCAAGAUGUGUAAUUCUUUUAUGGAUUUUUUUUUUAUUAUUAUUCUUUUUUUUUUCUAACAUUGCUUCAUUAAACAACUAAAUAUUUAAAAAAUGUAAUAUUUGGACCAGAUGUUGUGAAUAAUAGUAGAUAAAGCUAUUUUAUUCUGUAUUUUUAAAGCUGUUCAGUAUAAAUAAACGCGGGCAUAGAUGCA
Passer montanus (Eurasian tree sparrow) is the source of this 6412-nucleotide messenger RNA. It is a transcript of the gene SLC23A2, whose product is annotated as solute carrier family 23 member 2. NCBI's taxonomy places the organism in Eukaryota, Metazoa, Chordata, Aves, Passeriformes, Passeridae. Gene Ontology annotation, biological process: L-ascorbic acid metabolic process; transmembrane transport. The transcript is spliced from 16 exons. The record is from RefSeq and is a predicted model, not a curated record. Gene Ontology annotation, cellular component: membrane. The coding region runs from base 270 to 2249 and encodes 659 amino acids. Gene Ontology annotation, molecular function: transmembrane transporter activity.